CUGGAAGCGCCGCGGCGCCGCUGUCGAGCUUCCUGCGGCGGCGGCGGCCACCCGGGCAAGUGCCGUGGCGGGGGCGGAGAGCGGCCACGGCGGCGGCGCUUCUCCGACUGGCCCGCGACGGUCGGCCCCGCGCGAAAGAUAAUCAAGUUGUACUAGUACAGCCAUAUAAAUAAUUAACACCUGAAGUCUCAGUAUAACUUGGAUAUUAACAGUGAUGACAGAUAAAUACAGACGCUUGGGAAUCAAAUUCUAGGCGAAACACUUUUUAAAAGAAAGGAAUUUAGGAGGUUCUAGUAUUCUCCAUGGCUGAAACUGAGAGUCUGAAACCCUGAUGCUUAAGCUCUAUUCUAGAUCAUAGCUCCAACUCCUUCAUGAUAUAAGGAAAAGAAAUAAUAUUUCUACAAUCAUAGAUCUUUGGUUGUACAGGUUUCCCAAUGAGUGGAUCAUGAUGACCGUAUUGUAGGGACUUGCCAUAGUAUGGCUGCUUCCCGAUCUACUCGCGUUACAAGAUCAACAGUGGGGUUAAACGGCUUGGAUGAAUCUUUUUGUGGUAGAACUUUAAGGAAUCGUAGCAUUGCUCACCCUGAAGAAAUCUCUUCUCAUUCUCAAGUACGAUCUAGAUCACCAAAGAAGAGACCAGAGCCUGUGCAAAUUCACAAAGGAAGUAAUAAUGGAAGAACUACUGAUUUAAAACAGCAGAGUACUCGAGAAUCAUGGGUAAGCCCUAGGAAAAGAGGACUUUCUUCUUCUGAAAAAGAUAACCUAGAAAGGCAGGCUAUUGAAAAUUGUGAGAGAAGGCAAACUGAACCUGUUUCUCCAGUUUUAAAAAGAAUUAAGCGUUGUCUUAGAUCUGAAGCACCAAACAGUUCGGAAGAAGAUUCACCUAUAAAAUCGAACAAGGAGUCAGUAGAACAGAGGAGUUCAGUAGUGGACAAUGAUGCAGAUAUUCAAGGGACUAAACGAGCUUGUCGAUGUCUUAUACUGGAUGAUUGUGAGAAAAGGGAAAUUAAAAAGGUGAAUAUCAGUGAGGAAGAGUCACUUAAUUCUGCUGUGGUUGAAGAAAUCACAGGCUACUUGACUGUCAAUGGUGACUCACCUGUUGUAAACUGUGAUGACUGUCAGCCUGAUGGGAACACUAAACAAAAUAGCACUGGCUCCUGUGUGUUGCAGGAAAAAUCAGUAGCUGAAAAUGGGGAUUCAGACACUCACACAUCAAAGUUCCUUGAUAGUAGGAAGGAAGACGGUUAUGUAGACCAUAACGUGCCUUGCACAAAUUCAGAAGUGCAGGUCAAAUUGGAGGACCACAAAGCAGUAACUGCCUGCCUUCCUGUGGAACAUGCUAAUCAGCUGGCUACUGCACCAGCUGCAGGCCACUUCUCUGAAAGUCAGUCCUCUGUAAGGGAUUCUGAGGAGGAAGUAGAUGUGGUGGGAGAUAGCGCCUCAAAAGAGCAGUGUAAUGAAAACACCAGUGACUCUUUGGACACAUGUCUUAACAGCAUGCCGGUUUCUGGAGAAACAGAACUAUCAUCUGUUCUAGACUGUACUUCAGCUCAAACAAUGUCUUUAUCAGAACCUCAAGAACAUCGAUAUACUCUGAGAAUUUCACCACGAAGGGCACCCCCCACCAGAGGUAGUCCUAGUAAACACAGUUCUCCUUGCAGAGAAAAUGGACAACUAGAGGAGAAUAAUCUUAGUUCCAAUGAAACAAGCGCAGUGGUUAGUGAUAAUGUGAGUGAGUCUGUCACAGAUCCUGAUGAGAUUUCUCAGAAUGAAAAGAGAGUAUGUUGUGACUCUGAAAAUUAUGGGAUUGAAGGACUAAAUAAGCCAUCCACAGAGGCGAGACUCAAUGUUGGACAUUUGCCACCUGCCAAAGAGAGUGCCAAUCUGCACAUUACAGAAGAGGAAGAUGAUGAUCCUGAUGUUUAUUACUUUGAAUCAGAUCAUGUGGCACUGAAACACAACAAAGAUUAUCAGAGACUGUUACAGACGAUUGCUGUACUCGAGGCUCAACGAUCUCAAGCAGUCCAGGAUCUUGAAAGUUUAGGCAGAUACCAGAGAGAAGCACUAAAAAAUCCCAUUGGAUUUGUGGAAAAACUCCAAAAGAAGGCUGAUAUAGGACUUCCAUACCCACAGCGAGUUGUCCAAUUGCCCGAGAUUGUAUGGGACCAAUAUACCAAUAGCCUCGGGAACUUUGAAAGAGAAUUCAAAAAUCGUAAAAGACAUUCUAGGAGAGUAAAGCUAGUUUUUGAUAAAGUAGGUUUACCUGCUAGACCAAAAAGUCCCUUAGAUUCCAAGAAGGAUGGGGAGUCCCUGUCAUACUCUGUGUUGCCUUUGAGUGAUGGUCCAGAAGGCUCAAACAGUCGUCCUCAGAUGAUAAGGGGACGCCUGUGUGAUGAUACCAAGCCAGAAACAUUUAAUCAGUUAUGGACUGUUGAAGAGCAGAAAAAACUUGAACAGCUACUCCUAAAAUAUCCCCCUGAAGAAGUAGAAUCUCGACGCUGGCAAAAAAUAGCAGAUGAACUGGGCAAUAGGACAGCUAAGCAGGUUGCCAGCCGAGUACAGAAGUAUUUCAUAAAACUAACUAAAGCUGGCAUUCCAGUCCCUGGCAGAACACCAAACUUAUAUAUAUACUCCAAAAAGUCUUCAACAAGCAGACGACAGCACCCCCUUAAUAAGCAUCUCUUUAAACCUUCCACUUUCAUGACUUCCCAUGAACCACCUGUGUAUAUGGAUGAAGACGAUGACCGACCCUGUUUUCAUAGCCACAUGAACACUACUAUGGAGGAGGCAUCAGAUGAAGAAAGUAUUCCUGUCAUGUGUAGAAAUCUACCUGAAUAUAAAGAACUAUUACAGUUUAAAAAGUUAAAGAAGCAGAAGCUACAGCAGAUGCAAGCUGAAGGUGGAUUUGUACAACACAUAGGUUUCAAGUGUGAUAAUUGUGGCAUAGAACCUAUCCAGGGUAUUCGGUGGCACUGCCAGGAUUGUCCUCCAGAAAUGUCUUUGGACUUCUGCGAUUCUUGUUCUGAUUGUCUACAUGAAACAGAUAUUCACAAGGAAGAUCACCAACUAGAACCUGUUUAUAGGUCAGAGACAUUCUUAGACAGAGACUACUGUGUGUCUCAGGGCACCAGCUAUAAUUACCUUGACCCAAACUACUUUCCAGCAAACAGAUGACAUGGAAGAGAACAUCACACACUAGUCCUCUUCAACACAUAGCAAUGGUAUCAUUGUGAAUUAUGUGCACAGUUUGGAAAGAUGCUCUGCUUUCCCUGAAAUGACACUCAACAGCAUGACAGCUUCCUGAGUGUUCUCGUCAAGUCCAGCUCUGCACCGUGUGGCUCUUGAUCACUGUUGAGCAGCUGAACAAUCCUGGUGAGCAGAGGGUUUCCCUGGUAAAUUGCUUACCACCAGAAAGCUUUGUAGGUGGUGAUCUUAAAUGGGGGAGAUGGAAACAAGAGCACACAUUAAGGAGAGAGAAAUUCCAAAGGUUUCAAAGAACUUGGUCAUAAUAUGAUACUGAGAAGACAAAGUAUUUAUAUUCAAACAGUUCAGUAGCUUUCAGUUUUGUGAAAAUAGUUUAUCAGCACAGAAACUGACUUUAGAAAAAGUUUUAACCAAUGAUGGUGUUUGCUUUUAGAAUAUACACUUUAAAGGAACUCACUGUCCCAGUGGUGGCCACUGAUUGGCCUUUAGUAAAUUGGAGCUGCUUAACCAUAUUGAUGUCUAAUUUGUUUUAACCACAACGAACUGUCCUUAUUAUCAACAGAGAAGCACUACAGGAGGCAAAUGUGGCAUUGCUUCCUUAACCAGCUCACGGUGUGUGAAUGUUAUAAAAUUGUCACUCAAAUAUAUUUUUAAAAUGUAAUGUUAUAUAAGAUGAUCAUGUGAUGUGUACAAACUAUGGUGACAAGUGCCAGUGGUAGUAACUGUGUAAAGUCCCUAAUUCACAAUAUUAAUUCCUUUAUCUUACACAGCCUUCUGCCUCUGUAUUUGGAGUUGUUGGUGCAACUCAUAAAAGAAAACUGCCUAAUAUAAAAAUCAUAUAUAUGGUAAUAAUUUCCCUCUUUUGUAGUCUGCACAAGAUCCAUAAAAGAUUGUAUUUUUAUUACUAUUUAAACAGGUGAUUAAAUUUAGUCUGCGCGGUGAGCAAGAGUUCACAUGCAUUCUUUUAUACUGCUGGAUUUUGUUGUGCAUCAUUUAAAAAAACAUUUUGUAUGUUUCUUCUUAUCUGUGUAUACAGUAUGUUCUUGAAUAAUGUUCAUUUGUCAGGAGAACUGUGAGAAAUAAACUAUGUGGAUACUGUCUGUUUAUAUUCUAGAA
This is a messenger RNA of Erinaceus europaeus (western European hedgehog), 4320 nucleotides long. It is a transcript of the gene ZZZ3, whose product is annotated as zinc finger ZZ-type containing 3. Lineage: Eukaryota; Metazoa; Chordata; Mammalia; Eulipotyphla; Erinaceidae. Gene Ontology annotation, molecular function: zinc ion binding. The transcript has 14 exons. Bases 478 to 3174 code for a protein of 898 amino acids. The record is from RefSeq and is a predicted model, not a curated record.